Messenger RNA from Aspergillus versicolor CBS 583.65, 3054 nucleotides. RefSeq lists its product as uncharacterized. Gene Ontology annotation, cellular component: nucleus. Gene Ontology annotation, molecular function: DNA binding; zinc ion binding; DNA-binding transcription factor activity, RNA polymerase II-specific. Lineage: Eukaryota; Fungi; Ascomycota; Eurotiomycetes; Eurotiales; Aspergillaceae. The transcript is spliced from 8 exons. The coding region runs from base 1 to 3054 and encodes 1017 amino acids. The record is from RefSeq and is a predicted model, not a curated record. Gene Ontology annotation, biological process: DNA-templated transcription; regulation of DNA-templated transcription.
AUGGAUAUCACGGAGCAAGACGAGCAGUCUCCACCCGUGGAGGGAGCUCCGAUAUCAAAGCCCAAGGGCCGUCCAGAUCAUCUCAUGAAGCGUGUCUCGAGGGCGUGCCUACAUUGUCGACAGCGCAAAUCCAAGUGUGACCUAGAUGCAAGUGGCAGCCCUGGUGUACCGCCAUGCCAGCGAUGUAUUCGAGAUGGCCGAGAAUGUGUCCUCGGCGGUUCGAAUCGAGGAGGUCGCCGCGUACGCAAAAAUAAAAUAAAACACUUCGCUCCAGAUACGAAACAAGCAACCCAGAAGAAGCCAGACUUGGAGUCGGCCAGCCCAGCGGCGUCAGAAACCAUUCAACAGGCAGCCAGCUCGUACCCGGGCCCGGUAGUUUUCGUGCCCACUAAUCCUCCCGCCCAGACGGUAGCGACUGCGACCUCGGUAUCGGUUGAUGAUGAAGAUGCGGCAUCUAUCGGCUCGGUACCUCGCAACCCAUCCGAUGCGUGGCAAUGUUUGACCGACAUUGCGAAACGAGGGACCGAGGGGCCCAGUCCCGCAACAACAGACUCUGUGCGCACCGGCACGGGUGGAUAUUCGGUAUACAGCACACUCCAGAAUGGCGAUGUAACAGGCUUCCAACCAAAGACUGGAAUCAAGGCCUAUAGGCUGGUGCAGUCGCGGUCUCUUGAUCCGGGAACUGUCUGGCAGCUUGUUGCCCGCUACGCUGAACAUUUCCAUCCGUAUCUUCCUCUAGUACCACGAAAAUACUUUUCUCGCGCAGCCUUGGACGCUUUUGCCAACGAUGAGAAACACCUCCUUACGGCGGUGUUAACGAUCGCAUCAAAGGACUUGGUCGAACGGCCAGAGAUCCACGAGUACUGCUCCAAAUACAUGCAUGAAUUGAUAUCUGGCAUUGCUGCGGGAGCAGACUGUGAUGUGGAGGCUGUGGAAGCCCUGCUUUUACUCGCUGAAUGGGAACCGCAAGGUCUAAGACCGAAGAUCGAACGUGUAGGGCGCGGUGAGGAGGACAGAGCUGCCUGGAUGCAUGUUGGACUUGCGCUACGCUCCGGCUAUUUCCUGGGACUGGACAGAACUUCAUUCCGCGGGGAUGCCUCUGGCGAUACGGAAGCAGAGGAGCGCAGGCGGCUGGCUUGGACGAGCUGCUAUAUCUCGGAUCGACUUAUUUCUGUGAGAAUCGGUCGUGCGUUCUGGUCGCGAGGCCCAGGUCCAAUGACUGGACUUGUCAGCCAGGAUUUCCCAUCACUUCAACCUAUUAAAAACGGAGACGAGGACUAUGCGCAAAUAUUCCAGGCAACGUUAGAUCUCACUCAGCUCUACGGAAAUGUGCACGACCUUCUCUACUCGGGAAUGCGGACCAGCAGCCAGAUGAUGUUGAUGGGAGAUUAUGUGAAAUAUGUGGAUGAUUUUCGGCUCGCGAUUCUACGGUGGAAGUCGCGUUGGGGCUCUUUGAAAUGCUCUACGCCCAUGCGGACUACCCUGGAGCUUUCAUAUGAAUAUUUGAGGCUUUACACCAAUGCUUUUGCCUUUCAGGCCGCAAUUUCUCAGUCAUUAUCAAAGCAAAAGAACGACAGUCAAUCCCAAAGAGAGCAUCUACGGGCAACCUUUGAUAACGUGGCUUCAAUGCAGGAUGCUCGGUUUAUCAUUGAAUCAUUAGAUGCCGCCAAAGCCUAUUUGACAAUCCUCGUGGAGACUGCAGAUCCUGAGAAGCAUCUUCACUUUAUGCCCCUCAGAUUCUACCUAUAUGGAAUUUAUGCUGCGGUCUUCUUAUACAAGGCGCGGUCGUUUGGCGUCAUGCCGCCCGCCGAGGAAAUGAACGUCCGCGGGCUCGUCAGCCGAACCACAGAAGUACUGAAUCGAGCCAGUGCCGGACCAGACGACAUUGGAGCCCGUUAUUCUCGACUUCUCGAGCUUCUAUGGCGGCCUAAACCGACUGCCCCGGCCUCACCAGCAGGCACUCAACAGGGCAAUGAUGUCCUGAUGCAAAACACUAACCCUAUCUCGAACUGCAUGCCCGACCAGGACGGCUAUGUGCAUUUCAGCCCUGCGAAUGAUUUCUCCUGGCUAGAUCUCGAAGCUGUAGGAGACUACGUCUCGGGAGAUCCCGCUGCCAGAACUGGUGCCAAAAAGGACAUGUAUUUUUCUCUCCCCAGAUUUGGUAAAGAGUUACUCCGAUCCGAGGGGAAUUCCGACCCCCUCAUCUACAAAGGACGGGCCCAUAUUAUCUUGCACUGGAGACAAGACAUCGUUUACCCCAGCUCACAAAGUGCACUUUCGCGUCCAUUACCAAUAACAAUGACGCAGCUGAAUGAAAUCCGCGGCCGACUGGCCCUCAUCACUGGUGCCUCCGGAGGAAUUGGAGCAGCCUGUGCGCGCCAGCUCGCAGAGAAAGGGGUUCAUCUCGCAUUAACAUACUCCAGCAACCUCACCGCAAUAAACACCUUAACCGAAGAACUCAAAGCAGCCUCACCGGACCUCCGGAUCUCCAUCCACCAAGUCGAUGUCGGAUCCGCAGAACAAAUCCAGGAUAUGUUCCUGCAAAUCGACAAGGAACAUGGUCAGCGCCCAGACAUCCUUGUUUCAAACGCCGGGUACGGCAAGCGUGUCCCGCAGAUAUGGGACAUCACGCUCGAGGAAUUCGACUACACGAUUAACGUCAACCUCCGGGCGUCAUUCAUCUUAACCAAGGGCGUCGUUGAGCAUAUGAAGAAUCAGCGCUGGGGUCGGAUUAUCUUUAUGUCUUCGAUCGCUGGGUAUGGUGGUGGUAUUAAUGGAUGUCACUACGCCUCAUCCAAAGGCGGCAUGACAGGCAUGAUGAAGAAUCUCUCAACCCGCUUAGCAGAGUUUAACAUUAGCGUCAACGACGUCGCGCCGGCUAUGAUUGGGGACACGGGGAUGAUUCCCAAUGCACAGGCGAUCCCUGAAGUUGCAGCGGGCAUUCCUCUCGGCCGGCUGGGUGUCCCUGAAGAAGUUGCUAAUGUUGUAACCAUGCUAGCUACGACGGGGUACAUGACAGGGCAGAGUUUGUUGCUGGCUGGAGGCUUAAAGUAG